UGUGCAGCGUUGGCGGCAGUUGCUGGUCGUCCGCCGACCUGCGCGUACUGCAGCAACAGGGGGUGUGAGUGUACAGCCACCUGGCCACGAACGGAGCACACCAGCCGCGGCGGUCGAAGGGCAAGAGGAACAAGUGUCCGCGCCGAGCUACGGGGUCAAAGGAAGAUGGCGGCGGCGCAUCGCAACGUGCCAGAGUAGUCCAGUGAUGCAAGUGCGCGGCCGUACCGUUGCGUGCUCCGAUCGUCCCGCAUGAGAUCGCUCGUGGCUGAGCGGAGCGCGGCCAGAUGACAUGGGAAUUUGCAGCAGAAGGCACUUUCUACUGACGAUAUGCGUUCUUCAACUGAUUACCACGAUAGAGCGCCAAGUGUUCGACUUCCUGGGGUUUAUGUGGGCUCCGAUACUGGUCAACUUCUUCAACAUUAUCUUCGUGAUCCUAGGAUUCUUUGGGGCCUUUCAAUACAGACCUAGAUAUAUCAUAUCGUAUUGUGUAUGGAACACAUUAUGGCUAGGAUGGAACAUAUUUAUAAUAUGCUUUUACCUCAAUGUAGGAAUACUGGACAAAAAUAGCGAUAUUCUCAACCUUGGCACCGGCAGUUUCUCGUGGUGGCAUGUUAAUGGACCAGGCUGCAAAGCUGUUUACGAUGUUAUGGAACCGGAGCUGUUUCGACCCGCACGUCCCUCUAAUGUGACUGAUUGCGUGCUGAACUACGAAGUGAUAGAAAUUUUACACGCAGCGACACAAUGUAUUUUAGGUUUAAUGGCGAUUGUCGGUGGGAUCUGUCUGAGUAAAGUGUUCCUCGAGGAAGAUGAUAGCUUUGACUUUGUCGGAGGCGAUGACUUUGGGCUGGCAGGCCACACGCCGUUGCAUCCUAUGUACGUUAGCUACUCGGCUCUUCCACCACCCGCCUACUCCCAAAAGAAUUCCACCCUCAAUUACCCGACCGGCACAGCUAGCUCGCACCAGUCCACCUGUCGCGAGUCGGGCUUUCCGAAACGCGGCGGCGAGAAGCUGCUGCUGGACGGUUCCGCGCGCGGCGUAGCCGACGCUCUCAGGAACGGCGACGGCGGCACGGUCCGCAGUAAUCGCAGUAACCGCUCGCCGAGUCGCGAUUUCCCGGGCAUAGACUACACCACCGACUACUCGAAUCCGCUGGACCACUUGCAGCGGCCGGUGUCGCCGUCGUACGACGAGUACGACUCGCUGGACAGCGCAGCUAAGCUGAGAUAUCAGAAAAACCGGCUGUACUACCCGCACUCGGCCAAGUACAGCCCGGUAGCGCGUAUCAAGCUGCGCCCGGCCGCGGCCAAGCAGCACACCGCCGGCAAAAGCGGCGGCCACGGCAGACCGCGGCUCUUCACCGAUCACGUACGCGAUCAACCCCUGAGGUCGUUUUACUCCGACCCGAGAUUGGCAGUCGAGCAGCAUCAAUCCACGAGCGAGCGCGACAGAUCGUCCCAGUCGAAACGCGACAGCCGACCCUUGUCCCUGUACGCGAUACGAACUAAGCGACGGAAGAAGCAGCCGCGGCCGCUGUACAGCAUCGAGUACUCGCAGCCGGAGCCGCCGGUGCAGGACGACAGCGUGUCACCGAAGCCGAUGACCCCGCGCAGGGUGAAACGACGCUCGGUGAUUUCGCGGGACGGCACGCGCCGCUCGAGCAGACGCAGCUCGGUACGUCAGUCGCGCCGGAAGAACCCGGUGAACCGAAUCAUGGACCACCAGGAGAACCUGUACGCCAACACCGGGCCCAUCAGUCAGCUCACGAACCAGAACGUCAACACGCUCAACUCGCAAUCAGGCUCCCUCAACUAUGACCGAAUCUCGUCGGUCGGUUGGGACCGCGACUCUCGUCGUGACACCAACUGGCAGCCAGAGGCAGUCAACAUGGCGGUGUCAUCACCGACCCUGUGGCCCCAAGAAAUACCCAACAGCUACUCGAACGCGUCCAGCUAUCCAAGCCAAGCGCAGAGCUCGCUAGACUGGGAUCAGACGAGGGGCAGUUCCACCCGCAAUCUCACUGACAACUGGCAGACCACGACCGAGCUCAGCCCGAUGCAGUGGCAAGGUCAGAGCAACCCUACGUUCCAGCAGACGAGCACACAGAGCUUGAACGGCGAAGACCUCGAGGAGCUGUAUGGUAAUCGACCAGCUAGCGCCAGGUCCAGUUACAGUAACUAUCAUGGUGUCAGGGCGACGCCGCAGGUGCCCAAUCGGACCGACGUGGUCAGACAGAGUCAGCGACAGUUCGUCCUCAGCGGUCCACCCGCUUAUCAGGACACGGUGAUUUAACGUAGCGUUUAUUGAAACGGAGCUCUGUUACACUCAGAGAGAACGGGGGCCGUUCGAGAGACGAUCGAGUCGCGAGUAGGAUGAAGCGGCCCUUGCGGAAUCCUAUCUACCGCGAUGUGAUACACGCAUAGAGAAAAGGAAUUGAUUGAAUUCACGACAAUGAUACAACUAGACGCGUUUCGCUUGAAGGAAACGGAACUUCUGGUUCUUCUGUAUGAACCGAAUUUAGUUCAUAAAUAAAAUUUGAGAUUCUCAUGAACCGAAUUUAGUUCAUUAACAAAAUUUUUGGUUCUUAUAAACCGGAUUCAAUUUUAUAACAAUUUCUUAGUUAGUUCUUAUGUUUUGGUAAUUCAGUUUUAUUCUCUCUUAGAUUCAGGAAUUUUACUUAUGAAACAAAUUCGACUCAUAAGAACUAACAAGUAUUCUGUUAGUGGCAAUUCAUUCGAUAAUCUCAUUUUUAAUAAGUGGAACGUGCCUCUCUGGAAGCACAAAAAGGAUAAAAGAAAGAGCAAGUUUACGUAUCACCUAGAUUUGAAAACUUAAUGAUAUAUGAAUAAAAUUCGAUUCUUAAGAAAUUCCAUCUCCUUGAAGCAAAACGCGUGUAGUUAUUUGUCGUCGUCAUGUUAAUACAGUCAAUCUUUUUUCUCUAUGCGGGGAAAGGGGUAUAAUCGUUCGUGAGCGACGCUAUACCUCUCGUAGAACCGUCGUAGUGGGAAUGGUACUAUUUUUGAUAGUGCUAGUUGCGUACGUGUCGACUAGUUGCUGUUCGAUUCGACUCGAGAGAAAGUGUGUGAUGAUGGAUUUUGUAAGAGCGCGAUGUAGUUGCAAAGUGCGCUGCUGAUCCCUUUUCCACCGUGGUCGGAAGUGAUUUUUAUGUUGGAAAAUCUCCGCCUCCGGUUACAUCGACGUGAAAGCGCUGUACCAUUUCAAUUAAUUUUUACUGUUGUCACAGUCAAUUAAUUGCAGUUGCAAUCUUAGUUUAAGAGACCGCGUUCUCCACGGUGAACUGACGGUGGAAGAAAGAUCAGAGAGUCGCGACUUCGCUGAUCUUAGAGCUUUACUUCGUACGAAUCGACGCGACGGAUCUCUACUAGUGUCGCGUCGCGUUGCGAUAAGUGCUGAAAAUGCACGCUUGGUUUCAAGAAGGUUUGGCGAAUGCAACUUGGAACGUAGCCGAUGCUCCAACGGGAGAAUCUAAUUUUUGCUAAUUAAUACGUUCGCUGUUAGUGUCACACAUGUGCCACGAUCUUUCAUGAAAGACGACGUCACGUGCGUCUGACAGCGAGAAUUUUUUUUAUGUUCAUAUGAUUAAACUGCUUUGCAUAUUUACAUAAAAAAAAAACACGAAAUAGUCUGUGGAAAGGGUUUCCAAAGUAAAAUUAGACAGUGUCAAUUAAAAACUAUUAUAGUACUCUUGUACUAUCGGUUGCGUUCCAAACUGUAUCGAGGAGAAAAUCUCCAAACCGUAUCGAGACCACGUAUACACGAAGAAAAUAUUGUAGUAAAAAUUGUUAAGAUUAUGUUCCUUUAUUUCACAAUUUUUUAGUUUUUGUAAAACUAAAUCAUGCUGAGAUAUUGCAAUAUCAAUUAUGAUCAUUUAUUAUAGACAUAGUAUAUAUUUGCUACGAUAAUAUAUACUAUAGAAAUAGUAAAUAUUAUACCAAAUACGAUAUGAGGAACGUUCAAAUAAUUACAACAAUUUUGUAACAAAAAAUGUAUGACAUUUUUCGACAAAUGUAAUUUCUAUCAUAAUUAUUGUACUACAAAAUUUCGUUGUAAUUUUCACUACGAUAUUUUCUCGGUGUACAUAACGAGUGCGUGUCUUUACGUGACUUCCUCAAAGACUCGAGGAACCUCGCGAUCCGGUCGCACAGGUCAUUUGAUGAUGUCUCGCGAUCAGCCAACGUAAUGUAAGCGACAAUCGACCGCGGAUCCGGCGCGGCCAAUUUCACGUGAGCCCAUUUUGAAAUCGGCGCAAGCUGAAGUAACACGAGAUCGAAGCGAGACGCAGAAACUGGCGUCACGAAUGCACACACAUGAAAACACCGUUUCUCGUUUUCGCCACGUACAAAUCGAACUCGCGUCACUCGCAAAAUGGCUCGCACGCGAUUACAAUGAAGGUUGCCUUCGCUCUCAGGAUAGAUUUACCUGACUGACGUAUGUAAAAUUAGUGUACUUAAAAUAUGGUGAUCUUAAGCGGAUCGGCGUUAGGAUUCUUAAGCGAGAAGCACUCUCUUUUCAUCGUCUAUCCUCGUCAACGAGAACCUCCUCCACGGGAGAUUCUCGUCCGCGAACAAUCUCUUCAUCCUCUUCUACCAUCCUCCUUCACCAUCUACUCAUCCUAUUUAUAUCAUAGAACCGAGGUUUCUCUUGCUUUGCGCGCAUAAAAUCAAAAGAGAUCACCGCGUCCUCUGUAAAUAUAAAUCUUUAUGGUCUCGCUCGCGUCGCUCUCGAUAAUGUGUCUCCCAUGACGCGAAUGAGAUAAUCGACUACACUCACGAUUCUCACGAAUCUUCACGGGCAACCUGUUCGCGCUGUCAACUUUUUAAUGCCGAUUAUAGAUUGAGAACUUGUGAAAAUUCACGAUAUUUUCGAACCGACUAUUUUACGCAGCCCCGUAAUAGGUACGGCUGUCGCGCGUGUGGAUUCGGAUAUUCGCGUGUGUGUCUGGACGUAUGUGACAGUCUUCCAGUUUCUAUUGGAUAUCGUAGACUUUAUAGGGAAUGUCGUCCAAAUAUUCGACGUGUCUCUCUCGAUAUAUCAUUUUUAUAAAGUAAAAUUAUAGGUACAGAAAAAGGAAAAGCAAGUUUAUAGUGCUAGACAAAUCAGAUAUACAAAGAAGAAAGGAAGGAAAAGCAAAUUUUCGUAUAUCCCUUAAGCCAGAUCUACAAUACGUUCUUUGCGUUCCGUUUCUUGUCUUCUGUCUCUUUCUGUUUUGUCUUUUAAAACUUAAGGUUUGAGUCAGAAAAAGAUAAAGAGAAAAAAGCCGGAAGCAAAGAGCAUAUUGUAGAUCAGGCUUUAGAUUCGAACCCUUGAAAAUAUAUUUGAAAGAGAAGAACGUUUGUCUCGGCGACUUGGAUGGCGUUUCCCGGCAGAUGAUAAGGAUUGGAACUGCGAUUUUCACUUUUGUUCGUAUUAAGGGUACGAAUGAUAACUUAUAUAGAAUCGGCAAUAAUCACAUAUGAUAUGGUGAUGUGUGCAAUACUGCCCGUUUUGCAGCAACGUUUAAAAUCGCAAAAUAUAGUUACAAUUUAUACGUACCGUUGAGAAUUUACAAUAAACUCCCGACGCGCCCGAUUCUCUUUUCGAGUCGUUUACACGUCAUUUACACGAAACUUUUAUCUUCAGAAUCCUCGGGGACCUACCGAUCGAAUUUGAAUCUAUGGAAAGGGAGACUUUGACGAAGUGUCCAUUUCCUCUUUACUACUAGAUUCGACGAAAACGGUGAUCGCGUCGAUGAGAAUCGAUGAAGAACUGAGUAACUCUAUAUAUAAGUGUUUUUUUUUUCUUUUUUUACAAGUAUUAGUAGAAUUUUGCACUGAGAAGGAUGAUUCGUCUGCAAGUGCGUCGUGAAUUUCGAGUAAGAAGGAGAUGAAAACCAAAGUGUAUUAAAUAUCAAUAUAAACUUAAGAUGUAUAAACUCUGAAACUGCCUCACUCGUUUCGUGCGACUAUUGUACAACCUAGAAUUAAUCCUGAGACUAGUUCUCGAUGUGUUUCACACGAUGUGUGAGACGCGCCGCGAAACGAGUUCACCGCACUCUCUGGCUACUCGUACGAAUCUCGUAGUUCAUCGAUCGCGUAAUGUUUUUAGUUAGUCGGAUAAUCACGUUCACGACUAGUAGGAUAAUUUUAUAUGCAGGGCAGCUGUGUUUUAUCGAGAUUUACACAUUUAACAAAGCGCGCGCGCGCGUGCUUGGCAGAUUAUUAAUAUUAAUAUUAUUAAUAAUGAGAGAGAUAUUGAUAAUAUUGUUAAUAUUAUUAAUAUUAUUAUUAAUAUCAGUGUUUUAAUAUCAGUGUAAUAUCACUUGGUGUUUUUUGUUCUUUUUACUAAGACAACAUCUCACAUAUCACAUCUUGCUUUAACUUGUCUUGUUUGAAACGACAGGAAUCUACGGCGAUUAUUUGUUAUUAAUUAUACACACUGAGAUAUAGGGUACAAUAUUAUUCGAUACGACGACUUAUACCGUUUGAAUUUCACAAUUACUUCGCAAUGUAUUAUUAUCGUGUAACAAUUACGAGACAAUAAACAAUAAGUGUUCAUUAGUCUA
Molecule: messenger RNA, 6560 nt
Organism: Odontomachus brunneus
Lineage: Eukaryota; Metazoa; Arthropoda; Insecta; Hymenoptera; Formicidae
Gene: NKAIN
Product: sodium/potassium-transporting ATPase subunit beta-1-interacting protein
Exons: 7
Coding region: 290-2290 (666 amino acids)
Biological process (GO): regulation of sodium ion transport
Source: RefSeq, a predicted model, not a curated record